AUGUUCAAUGCCUUCAAUCCGGCCUUCAUGCCGCCAGGCGCGGUCGCGUUCGAUCAGGGUCCUGCACUGCCUCCUCAUCUUGCGCCGCAGACGAGCUACGCAGGAUACGACUACGGCGCCUCAGCUGGGAUGGCAAUGGGAUAUGCAGGUGGAGAGAGCUCGACGGCGGAUGCGGGCCACGACGAGACUCACCUACACGGAAGCCCCAAGUCGAAGGACGAGGCGCUUGCUGGUGGAGACGAUGAUGGGGGAAAGCGAAGGAGAGUUCAGAGAGCAUGUGAUAUCUGUCGCCGCAAGAAGAUCCGCUGUGACGGCCUACAACCGGGCAAGUCGGCAUGCACAAACUGCAUCACCUAUGGUCACGAGUGCAAGUUCGAAGAAGCGGCGAAGAGGCGAGCACCACCUCGCGCCUACGUCGAGGCCCUCGAGGCACGCAUGGAAAGGAUGGAGCAGCUCCUCGUUGAUCUAGCCCCCGGCGUCGACUUCACAGAGCGUGUUGGCCCGCCUGUCAGGCUGCCAGAGGAAAACAAGGACAAGACGGGCACGUCACCGCCCACUACCUACAAAUCGCUGCCUCAGCCUUCAAUCCGUCGUAAUGAGCUUGCUCAUUCUGUCCUGCCAGACGACCCUGCGGAGCGCCAACGCUUCAUCGACGACAUUGGCGGCAAGAUAGCGGUCAAGGAGGAAGAGACCGGCGACGAAGCUGACCAAUCAUACAACGAUGAAGAGAUUGCCCUUGUCCAAACCGCAGACAAGCACAAUGACCUGAGUCGAAUCAAGAUCAUGCUCCAAGGCCGCCAAGACGUCUCCGGUAGCACUCCUCAAGACUCACCAGAGACCUCGUCGUCACUCUCGCCGCCCACCGACGCAGGCUCGUCCACUCAUCACCCAGACCCCGUCGCCUUUCUUGGCAAUUCGAGCACCAUACACCUUGUCCACGGCCUCGAGAAGAUGGGCGGCAAAGGCGAAGUCAUGAAGAGCAUGAUCGACUCGAUGCGUCCAGAGUUCUGGAAGAACCCUACGACGAUCAUGGAGGAUCGACUGGAUCCUGCGCGUGACGCCGCCGAGCUCGAGGACACUAUGACCGCGUGGCCCGAGCCCGACUUGGAGAAGAAGCUCGUCGACGCCUACUUCAGACGGGCUCAUCACGACAAUCCAAUCCUCAACGAGGUCACCUUCCGCGCUGAGCUGCAGGACCGGUCUUUGCGCCUGGAUCGCGAGUUUGUCAUGGUUGCCAUGAUGGUCUUCGCCGUAGCUAGCCGUCUGAUCGAUGACGAGCGUGUCCUGUGUACGCCACGAUCAGACGAUUUCCUCAUCAACACGCUUGGAGCCAAGUGGCACAACUCCUGGAAGCGCCUGGCAUUCGGCACGCGGGGCCCCAGUGGGUCGCUGCGCUACAUCCAGUCGUUCGUCCUCGCCGUCGUCUACCUCUGCGGCACAGGGUUGCAUUUCAACAUCGGCUGGUGUCUCCUUGGCGUCGUCUUCAGGCUGCUCGAGUUCGCUGGAGCGCACCGCAAGCUCACGGCACAACGUCUGCAGCACCCCUUGGCCAUCGAAGAGGAGUGGCGUCGUACCUGGUGGACAGCCUACUCCCUCGACCGUGAGAUUUCGACGACUCUCGGUCGCCCCAUGGCCGUUCAGGACGAAGAUUUCGACGUCGCCCUUCCCCUCGAAGUAGACGAGCGCUAUUUCACCGCAAGUGGAGACGGUGCCGUCCCCACGCAACCCAAGGGUAAGCCAGCCCACAUCUCCGGCUUCCUCUCAGCCCUCAAGCUGGACGAGAUUAUGGGUCGCACCCUCCGCACCAUCUACGCGAUCGGCAAAGCCAAAGUCAGUCGCGGUCUCGUCGGCAAGGGUUGGGACCAGCUCAUCGUUGCAGAGAUCGACUCCCUCCUCAACCAGUGGCUCGACAGCGUCCCCAAGCACCUCCGAUACAAUGCAAAUGAAAAGAACGAGGAGUGGCUCGUCCAGUCGAGUAUGCUGUACUGCAAGUAUUACUUUUGCCAGAUCCUGGUGCAUCGGCCCUUCAUCGUAGGACCGAAGAUGAGCAGCUCGCUCAACUACCCCUCCCUGGCUAUCACGACCAACGCCGCCAAGUCUAUGACGCAGAUCCUCGGCAACCUUCUCAAGCGCGGUCUUAUCCACGAAGGUGGGCACGGAGCGGGCUCGCGAGCCUUCGAGGCUGGUUGCGUGCUGCUGGUCGUGGUUUGGGGAUCAAAGAAGAACGGCAUCCGCGUCUCCAACUCGACGUUCAGCGACAUCAACAAAUGUCUUGAGAUCCUGCGCGAAUUUGAGAAGAGGUGGGCUAUCGCAGGUAGGCUCAACGACAUUCUCUCGACGCUUUGUCGCAUCUUCAAGGUUGAGACGGCUCAGCAGGAAGAGGAGCAAGCGGUGCUUUCCAAGCGCAAGGCUAGCGCUGCGGACGAGGCGGGCAAUGCAGCCGCUACUGCUCAUGGUGCCCCUGCUGCACCGUCCGAGCGCCCAGUGCGCGGCCACUCUCGCGUCGACAACAGCAGCUCAGGCAGCCUCACCAACGGGCACAAUCAUGCUCAGCCCAGUCGCAGCGGCAGUGGCCACCUGGACCAGCUUCCUCUCUCUACGCAGGACCUCGGCAUCACGCCCACAUCGGACUCGUCUGGUUCGGGAAGCAUCAGCACCUUCACGUCGCCCAACACACGCUCUGCUCGAGCCGGUCAGCAAGGUAGCGGCAUGUUCUCGAACGGUAAUACGGGCACGGCUGGCGCUUCUAAUGCAGACUACUCGGACCUCGCCGCCGCUACGGCUGCGGCAGCCGCUUCAGGCUUUGACGUCUCAUCCACCGGCAACAAUGGCGGCUUCGACAUGUCGGCUCUCGGUGGCUCAGGGGAUCUCUUCGCUAACUUCGUCAAUGGUCUGAGCGCUCCUACCUUCACACCUUUGGACCUGCCCUCUUUCUCUUCUGCCUUCUUCACCCAGCCGCCUACGGGUGCUACGCCUGGCUCGGCGAGGAGGAGAGAGAGCAGCUUAUUCGCUGGCGGUUGGCCGAAUGGUGCUCCUGCUGCAGGGGACAGAGCAGGUGCGACGGCGGGCGAGGACGCUGGGGGCCAGAGCAUGCCUCAGCUCACGCCAGGUUACAGCAGUAUCUUCGGCAGUGGCGUAGACUACAAUACCUUCCAGCCUGCCGCCUCGGAUGGCCAGAUGCAUCAGCAUCAGCAGCAGGCUGGCGUUCAGCCCGGAUCGACGAUGAAUGUCGAUGGUAACGCAGGGGGUGAUCCCUUCAAUAUGCGCGAUUUGUGGCCCCCCGGUGCAUAUGGGCAACACCAUUGA
Messenger RNA from Jaminaea rosea, 3306 nucleotides. RefSeq lists its product as hypothetical. Lineage: Eukaryota; Fungi; Basidiomycota; Exobasidiomycetes; Microstromatales. Gene Ontology annotation, biological process: regulation of DNA-templated transcription; DNA-templated transcription. The coding region runs from base 1 to 3306 and encodes 1101 amino acids. Gene Ontology annotation, molecular function: zinc ion binding; DNA-binding transcription factor activity, RNA polymerase II-specific; DNA binding. The record is from RefSeq and is a predicted model, not a curated record. The transcript is spliced from 3 exons.